Messenger RNA from Melopsittacus undulatus (budgerigar), 6218 nucleotides. RefSeq names its product leucine rich repeat containing 8 VRAC subunit A (gene LRRC8A). Gene Ontology annotation, molecular function: protein binding. The coding region runs from base 240 to 2672 and encodes 810 amino acids. NCBI's taxonomy places the organism in Eukaryota, Metazoa, Chordata, Aves, Psittaciformes, Psittaculidae. The transcript is spliced from 4 exons. The record is from RefSeq and is a predicted model, not a curated record.
CUAAAAUAGCUUUGAGUAUGACAGUGCUGCUUCAGAAUCUGUCAGCCCUAAUGGUAACUCUGGGAUCAGGAGGCAUGUCGUCUUGAGCAUCUUCACCAGUAUUGAGGGAAGCUGUUCCCAUGGCGUGUGGGGAAUGCAACGGUUCAGCACCCGCUCAGGAUUCAGCACACAGGAAUAUCAUCCAUGUCCAGCACAGAGAACUGAAGUGCAGAUAGCAGAACCCAGCUGCAAGGUGAAUCAUGAUUCCAGUCACUGAAUUGCGCUACUUUGCUGAUACUCAGCCCGCAUACCGCAUCUUGAAGCCAUGGUGGGACGUCUUCACCGACUACAUCUCCAUAGUGAUGCUGAUGAUUGCAGUGUUUGGAGGAACACUUCAGGUCACCCAGGACAAAAUGAUUUGUCUGCCCUGUAAAUGGAUUACCAAAGACACUUGCAAUGACUCGGUCAGAGGCUGGACAGCUGCAACCCCAGAGCGUACCUACUAUAACUCUAGUCUUGUUCCCUCUACUGAUAUAGGGCCCACGGGGAUACGAUACGAUUUGGACCGGCACCAGUAUAACUAUGUGGAUGCGGUGUGUUAUGAAAACCGUCUUCACUGGUUUGCCAAGUAUUUUCCUUACCUGGUGCUGCUACAUACUCUCAUAUUUCUGGCAUGUAGCAACUUCUGGUUCAAAUUCCCAAGGACCAGCUCCAAGCUGGAGCACUUUGUGUCUAUUUUGCUUAAGUGUUUUGACUCUCCAUGGACAACAAGGGCAUUAUCUGAGACAGUGGUGGAAGAGAGUGAUACCAAGCCAGCAUUUGGGAAAAUGAAUGGCUCAAUGGACAAGAAAUCCUCCACAGUCAGUGAGGAUGUGGAAGCCACCGUUCCCAUGCUGCAGAGAACAAAGUCUCGAAUUGAGCAAGGGAUUGUGGACCGAUCUGAGACUGGUGUCUUAGACAAGAAGGAGGGUGAACAGGCUAAAGCACUCUUUGAGAAAGUGAAGAAGUUCCGCACGCAUGUGGAAGAGGGAGAUAUAGUUUAUCGCCUGUACAUGAGACAGACCAUCAUCAAAGUGAUCAAGUUCAUUCUGAUCAUCUGCUAUACUGUUUACUAUGUUAACAACAUAACCUUUGAUGUUGACUGUAAAGUGGACAUUGAGAGCUUGACUGGCUACAGGAUGUACCGCUGUGCUCAUCCUUUGGCCACGCUCUUCAAGAUUCUGGCCUCUUUCUACAUCAGCCUGGUGAUAUUCUAUGGCUUGAUCUGUAUGUACACACUCUGGUGGAUGUUGAGGAGAUCGCUCAAGAAAUACUCCUUUGAGUCCAUCCGGGAGGAGAGCAGUUACAGUGACAUCCCUGAUGUGAAAAAUGACUUUGCUUUUAUGCUCCAUCUGAUUGAUCAGUAUGACCCCCUCUACUCCAAGCGCUUUGCUGUCUUUCUGUCAGAGGUGAGUGAGAACAAACUGCGGCAGCUGAACCUCAACAAUGAGUGGACUUUGGAGAAGCUGCGCCAGAGGAUCACCAAGAACUCCCAGGAUAAACUGGAACUGCAUCUUUUCAUGUUGAGUGGCAUCCCUGACACAGUUUUUGACCUCAUUGAAUUAGAGGUCUUGAAGCUGGAGCUUAUCCCUGAUGUCACUAUUCCCCCAAGCAUUGCUCAGCUCACCAGCCUUAAGGAACUGUGGCUCUACCACACAGCUGCCAAAAUUGAGGCUCCAGCACUUGCCUUCUUAAGGGAGAAUUUGAAAUCUCUCCACAUCAAGUUCACAGACAUUAAGGAGAUUCCUCUUUGGAUCUAUAGCCUGAAGACACUAGAGGAGCUUCAUUUGACAGGGAAUCUGAGUGCUGAAAACAACCGGUACAUUGUGAUAGAUGGCUUGAGGGAACUGAAGAGGCUGAAGGUGUUGAGGUUGAAGAGUAACCUCACCAAGCUGCCGCAGGUGGUGACAGAUGUUGGUGUACAUCUUCAGAAGCUUUCCAUCAACAAUGAAGGCACCAAGCUUAUUGUUCUCAACAGCCUUAAGAAAAUGGUCAACUUGACAGAGCUUGAGCUGAUCCGUUGUGACUUGGAACGCAUUCCUCACUCUAUCUUUAGCCUCCACAAUCUGCAGGAGAUAGACCUGAAGGACAAUAACCUAAAGACCAUUGAGGAAAUCAUCAGCUUCCAGCACUUACAUCGUCUCACUUGCCUUAAAUUGUGGUACAACCACAUUGCCUACAUCCCCAUGCAGAUAGGCAACCUAACCAACUUAGAACGCCUUUACCUGAACCGUAACAAGAUAGAGAAGAUCCCCACCCAGCUCUUCUAUUGCCGGAAACUUCGCUAUUUGGAUCUCAGCCACAACAACUUGACUUUUAUACCACCAGAUGUUGGACUUCUCCAAAACCUGCAGAAUCUGGCUGUGACGGCCAACAGGAUUGAGAGUCUCCCACCAGAGCUGUUCCAGUGCAGGAAGCUGAGAACAUUGAACCUGGGAAACAAUGUGUUGCAGUCACUUCCAUCCCGGGUUGGAGAGCUGACAAACCUGUCACAGAUAGAACUACGAGGGAACCGCUUGGAGUGCCUGCCUGUGGAGCUGGGAGAAUGUCCUCUGCUGAAACGUAGUGGGCUUGUGGUAGAGGAGGACCUGUUCAACACACUGCCCUUGGAAGUCAAAGAGCGUCUGUGGAGGGCAGACAAAGAGCAAGCUUGAACCCCUGAAAAAAAGGGAAAAGCCUCUGACCAACUAGAAGGAAACAAAAGGCCAUUCCAGUCCCCUUUUCCCCAGAUCCUUCCCUUUCUCCCCUCUGAUCGCUACCAGACUAGCCAAGGAGUCCCUGAAUAAACAUGACUCUGAGGCUGCUUCUUGCCUCAGAUGCAGGAUGGGGGAAGCUUGGGAUCAGGAUGAGGAUCAAGACAGAUUAGUUGGCCUCUGAGCAAAGGCCAGUGGGAACAGGAGGUGUUCUUCUGGACAGGAAGUGGGAUGAGGUGGAUGAUGCUGUUGAGAAGAAAUGACCUUUGAAUGGAGGAGAAAAUGAAAUGUGGGGAUUGCUGCAUUGGUCUAGAUAGGGCUUAUACAUGUCAGGGACUGAGUGUUCAGUGUCUUGCAAGCAAAGAUCAAGAGAUUAGGAAACCUCCUGAACCUCCAUCUCUGUGACACUUGGUACUGUCCCCUUCUGACUCAAUGAUUCAGUCAGUGAGGCCCUGCAGUGGGGUGGAAUGGGAUGCAGACAGCUCACUUGAUCUUGAUGCUGGCAUUAGGAUUUGGGGGCUAAGUUUCACUUGGACAUGAGCUUGAAUGCAGGAUAUUUUCUUUUUUCUUUUUUCUUUUUCUUUCUUUUUUUUUUAAUGGAUUCUUUCCCCUUUGCACUCCCCACCUUCUCCUUUGCCUCUGGAGAAGGAACCAGACACCCCAAACUCCAUCUUAAAUGUAAGAUUGCACUAUUUUAACACUUUCAAGUCACUUGUGCUGAUGAGUGGAUCAUGCUCCAUUCUUCAGCUGAUGUGCUGGAGGCACUAACUGACAUAAUUCCAGAGCUUUAUCCUGUUCUGAAGUGGAUGGUUAUAGUGCAAGUGGGAGAAGAUCUGGGUAAAAAGCAGUUGGACUGUCUGAUCUGUUCUCCCCAGAGCACUGAGUUGCUUCAGGACCUGGCUUUUAAGGUUUUUAAGCUACUUUUAAAUUCCUGGUAUUUUGUCACAUAUCAAAUAUGAACAUAGGACUGGCCAGUGUGCUGGGGUCUCUCCUGGGGUUGGUGGUGUUAGUAAAGAGGGACACCCAGGUUUCUCUGCACCUCUUGCCCCCUCUUCCUCCUCUGAAGUUGUUAGAGGCUUUGCCAGUGUUUUUCAUUAAUGCAGUCUACAGAUCUGCUUGAUUGUUCUUUAUUGUUGUCUUCCUCACUUCAACAGCUGUCAGGUCCUAUGACAUCUCUUGGCCUAAAUAAGAGGCUAAUGCUGAUUGAACCUGGUGCUGGAAAAGAAACCUGCCCUCCUAUUUCUUCCCCUUUUCAUUCCCUGAAGUGUUAAGGAGUGGUAUGAGAAUCCUCUGUGGGCUGAGCUCUUCUAGAUCCCUGGGACAGAGCAGUCUUUAUUGAAACAAGUCUGACCUGUUUGGUAUUGUCUGACCAAAAAAACCCCCAAGCUUCUGCACUUGCAGAGGUAGAUAACUUGUAAUAGCUACUGAUAAUCAUGUCCUUAAGGUGGAGUGGUUAAGGUGUGCCUACAAUACACCGUAAGUCUGCUCUUUUCCAUCAGAAGGAAGAGGAGGCUCAUGGACUUGCAGGUCCUGGUUGUAAUACUCUGCAUCAGAACAACAGGUUGGCUCCAAGGUGGAGUGCUGCAAGCUGAGGCACGAGAAGUUUGGAGGCCUCCUGUGUGUACAAAAGGGGGGAAACUGCAGCCAUCUCCAGAGUGGCUCCUGGACAAGCUGCCAGCAAGUGCCCUGGCUUGGCAAAUUGUGGUGAUCCCUUGAAUGCUGGGGCAAUAAGGCACACUGUGGCUUUCUUCAUCAGAUGUAAGAUAUGAAAUAUAUAUAUAUAUAUACAAAACAUGCUGAAACCAUGAACAAUGUUAACUGGGUUCUGGAUUUGUUGAUGUUCAGAUGCUUAAAUAAAGCUACAUUAAAAUCCAGAAGAUCUGUUUAUAAAACUGCUUUUAAGAAAGAUGUAAAUUUUGCUUUCCUUAGUCCAUUCAUUAUGAGAAGUUUAAACAGGCCAGGGAAAAAUAUAAUUGAAUCUAUGUAUCUGGGAGGCAGGGUACUGUAAAAGCUCUUUUUGUUUCUAACAGGGUUAGCGUCUUGAAAUUGUGUUAGAGAUGGGGCCACUGCUGAAAGGAUGGGGAAGUAUUGAUGCUGAUGCUUAUUGGAUUGUACCUGUUCUAUUUGCAUGAGCAUUUUGGAUCAACAGGGAGGACAGAAAUUGCUAGAUGGGCUUAGCGCUUCUGAAAUAAACCAGGAAUGGCAUCAGGCUUAACUACAGUGCUACUGUUUUCCAGCCAGUUCCUUCUGGUGGGUGUUGGGGCUGUUUGGAUGGUGAAGGAAACAUCUUCCCUCCUCCUGGUUCUCUGUGACAAAAGAUAGGGCUGGAGAGUAAUGGCUACUGAAUAGAGGCUUGAACUCUCCUCUUGAAAGUAUUCAAGACUACUGGGUAACUAGUUUACAAAAUGUGUUUUACACUAGGCAGGACACUAGGAAGGGCAAAGCACUUCACAGGAUUUUCCCCUAGCUUACAGGAGCAGACAUUCUUCUGUAUGUCUAGAUAAUAGAUAAAUGCAUUGACUCUUGAUUCCAGGUGUGGUCUUAGUUAUACAAACUAAACUUUACACAGCUAGAUUAGAAGCUUCUAUAAGCAGCUCCUGAAAGUCUGCUGCACUGCUUUUAGAAGCUUGCAAGCCUCCUGAACUGCCAUGUAUGUCCACAGGACAAGUGGACAACAGGCUAUUCUGCUAGAAGUGAGAGACCAUCUCUUCUGAUCAAAUAACAGAGCUAUACUGCUGCUGCUUGCUGUGUAGACUGCCCUACGCCUGAGGUCUGCAAAGCAAUUGUAAGACAAGCCAGCACUGAGCAUGCAUGAAAACACUAGCUUUUUGCUGCUCUUACAAUAUUCCAAGCUCAGUUUUUUCAGUCAUGGCUGCUAAAGCUAGAGACAGCUUCCUGUGUGGCAAAAUUGGGAUGAGCAGGCUCAUAACUUCCUGUAUUGGGUGGCACACAAAUCCAUGGCUGCUCUGCAAGACAGCAAUAUGUAUUACUUACUCCUGAUAUGUUCUUCUUGGUCUUCCCUCAAAUAGAUACAGAUUCCAGCAUAUCAGUCUCAUAAGAUGGAAGAAGCUUUAAAACUUCAAGGAUAGGGUCUAAACCGUGAGGUCCUGAAUGUGUUUACUGCUCAGGACUGCUGCAAAACAACCCACAGCAGAGUGAGUCAUCUGCUUCCCAUACAUCUGGAUUGUUCAGUCUUUGAGGGAUGAACUCGCAUCAACAAUCCUUCCUCACUUGCAAGUAUCCAAUCAGUGUAUAUUAUGUUUUUUCCUUUAAGUUUCCAUCAAACUGAAGUUUAGGGGUUUCAUUUCUGACACUGAUCUGUGUGUAGGGAAAAUGUUCCAACUUUAGCAGACAAUCAACUGUCUGGUCAGUGUCUUGUUCUUCUGACAGCCUUUUCAAAGCACUCUAGUUCUAGCAAACCACAUUAUUUAUUAGCUGCUAAACCAGACAACAACUUGAAUUAAAACCAACUGUUUCCUUAAUAGCACUUCUGAGCUGAAUGAGUUC